Molecule: messenger RNA, 3644 nt
Organism: Phymastichus coffea
Lineage: Eukaryota; Metazoa; Arthropoda; Insecta; Hymenoptera; Eulophidae
Product: activating signal cointegrator 1 complex subunit 2
Exons: 14
Coding region: 343-2613 (756 amino acids)
Biological process (GO): regulation of DNA-templated transcription
Molecular function (GO): ubiquitin binding
Source: RefSeq, a predicted model, not a curated record
UAUUGCAUUUACACAUUGGCUACUUGUUCUUUCAUAAUAUAUAUAUUAGUAUAUUCUGAUUUAUAUAAUUUCUGCGAUAGUAGCAUAUUAUGAGAUAUUAUGCCGUAUGUGCUCGACAAUAAAAUAACAUAAAAACAUUUCAAAUACAUUAAGUAAAAUAAGCUUGGAUUGUUAUUGAGUUAGUGAAGCAGAAUGAAAAUGCUUUUUGUGUAUGUGUGAUUUAUACUGUAUUGUACAAACUGAGAUUAAUUUAGUUCCAAUAUACUGGAUCCUGAAUAAAAUAAUAGUCUACUCUAUUUAUUACCUCUAUUCUCUGAUGCAGGUAAAGUGUUUACCUCAACAAUGAAUAAUUGUUCUUCGAAUAAAAGUGUGAUAUUCCAAAAUCCAGAAUGUAAACCAUUGGAAAAAUUGAAAUUAGUAAUCCAAAGCGAUGGAAUUAUGCAAACUAUCCCUGCUUUGGAUGAAUAUUGGGUAGAAAAUAAAAAGUUUUUAACUUAUGAGCCUCCUAUCUUCAUUGAUGAAAAUGGUAAAGAUAUAAUUGGUGCAAAAGAAAGGUGGCUUGAGUUAGCUAUAUUUUUUCUGGAUGAUUUAACUUGGUUACUUCGUCUGCCUUUCUACAAAUUUUGGUCAAAUAUUGUUUAUAAUACAUCUAUAAUAAAGUCAAUUAUAAGUUUCCUGCAAGAAUCACCAAUAUUUUUCCAUUUAGAUAAUUUUUUUGAGUAUGACAUAAAAGAAUAUAUUAAUAAAAUUAGAAAAAAUAUUCUUCAUAUUUUUGCAAGACUUAUGACAAAUAAAGAAAGUACUACAGAAUAUAUUAUUUUAUCUGAGCAUGCAAGUUUGUUGUAUGACAAAUAUAUUUUAACAGUACCAAUUAUAUUAGACUUAUGUCAACAAUAUGGCCGUGAUAAUAAAAAAAUUAUCGUAAAAAUGAUAAAUUCAGCAUUUGCUCUACAACCUUUAUAUAAAAAUGAUUUACAAGAAGCUGCUUUAUUCAUAAUAAAGACAUUAACAAAUAUUGAAAGGCAAUUUGAAGAUUGUCCUGCUGAUCAAGAAGGAAAGGCAGUACUUUUAUCAGAUAGAGGGGGAGCUAAUGUUGAAAUCACCCUAUUUGACUUAGAAGACAUUAUCUUAUAUUUAUUAGAUAUUGUAUCUACAAUUAAUAUUUUUUUAGAAAUAUAUCCUGAUGCUAUAUGUGAUUUCAACAGUGAUAAUUUUAUAUCAAAAUUAAUAUCAAUCUAUUGCAAUGUGAUGCCAGAAAUGUAUAAAAGAUUAAAUGAUUUAGCAUUCAAAGAUGAAACUCUUGCAAGAUUUAUGGAAUUGAAACAUAGACUUGAUAUAACAAGAAUAGAGAUUAUCAAUGUUUAUCGUACUAUUGUAUAUAAAGAUGUAAAAAAUGUUAUUGCUAAGAAAGAUUCUUUUCCACCUUCUGAAGUGGAAGAAGUUAUAGAGCAAUUGCUGAAUAGUUUAUCAUGUACAUUAUCUGAAAAAGAAUUUGUUAUAGAUUAUCAUAAUUUAUAUCCAAUCACUGAUGAUUUGCAAAUCUUAUUAGAAUUAAAUCCCAACAUAGAUACAGUAAAAUGUGAGUAUAUUGUAAAUUCAAUUUUUUCAUUCUUGGAUGAACCAGCUACUUCCACAAUAUCAGCUUUAACUAAAAAAGUGUCUGAAUCAACAGUCGGCUCUAGCAAUAUUCAACAAGAAAUCACAACUAGCGAACAUAAUACGCCUAAUGACAUUUCAUUACCAACCAUAAGUACUAAAAAUGAAUCGGAAAUGUUAGUUCUUAUUUCGGAAAUUAAAGAUGUUUUAUGCGAUCUUGGUGAAGGAUUUAUAGAGAAAUGUCUAAAACAUUUCAAUUAUAAUAAAGAAACAGUUAUUAACGCAGUAUUAGAAGAUUCUUUACCAAAUGAAUUGAAAAACUUAGAUCAUUAUCUUCCCUAUAUACCACCGGAUCCAGAGGAAGCAUCUGCUACAGUCGAUGCUGCUAUUGGAGUUCAAAGAUUGAAUAUUUACGACAAUGAUGAAUUUGAUGUAAUGACACAAAAUACUAUAGACACCUCGAAAAUACAUAAAGGCAAACGAAAAGACAAGUAUAAAAAUUUUAAUGAACUUCUCAAUGAUAAAUCGCAUAUUGCUGAGACAAAGAAUAUCUACAGUAAAUAUAGCAUAAUAACAAGUGAAUACGAUGAUGAGUAUGAUGAUACAUAUGAUGAUCAAAAUGUAGGAUCAAGUGCACAAGAUGACGUCAUAGAAGUAGAUGCAAGACCUUUUACUAUACCUAGGAUUCUUAGAAAACGUGAACUGAAUGACGUAGAGGAAAACGAUGACGAGAAUGAAGUUGAAUGUUCGGCAGACGCUCAGAUUAAUAAAGAUAAUUUUGUGCAAGAUCCGGCAAUACUAAGAGCAAAAGCGGAAGAAAGGAGACAACAUAAACAAAGAAAUAAAGUAUUUUAUUCGCAGACAUCAAGUGUCGUUGGAAAUUCAAAAGACCAAGGACAAACGAAAGAGACUGUGAAUAAUCGAAACCACAGAAAUAAACAAAAAGCUUCUAAAACCAAUCAUAAUCGCCGUGCCGGUUCGCAAUGGAAACGUAACCAUGGGAUGGUUCCUUCUUAAAAACGACAUAGAAAUUCUUUGAAUCUAGAACAAAUAAUUAAUCUAUGUAUAAAAUCUUUUUAGGAAACGAAUAAAAAAAUUUGUAACACGUUGUAAGUUACUGCAGUUUACCACUACUGUUAGUUUUAUGAUAAUCUAAAUAAAACAUACUUUUAUGAUUUUUUAAUAAAUUGAAAAAAAAUAUGAUGAAAACUAAUAAUGGUAAUUUUAAUUUGACAUCAAAUUUGAAUUAAUUUGCCAAUUUCAAUAAUAAAUCACAUCUUAUGAGUUUGCUCUAAAUUUUAAUUCCUGAAGAGCUUUGAAAACUGUAACAGUGCAGAAACUUAUAAUAACGAAUUAAAUUGCUAAGCUAAUGUGUUUAAAUUUUAUAGGAUUUUAAAAGUUUUACAAAGAUUUAAACAUUGAAUCGAAAAUAAACCAACGUGAUUUAUUUCAACUUAUUUUAAUCCACAGAAUUCGAAUUCAAAUUAACGUUAUCUCGCUUUAUUUUGUGAUUGGAUUCUAGAAAACCGUAAGAAAACCAUUAGAAAAACACUUUUAUUGUUAUUGAUGUUAGUUUUCACGUGAUUCCAACCCUCCCAUGAAUAAAAAAGGCAUCAUAAGAUAAUAUCUGAUGAGCCGAAACACUUUUAAGUGAAUGCGCUUUGCGCAAUGUUAAAAUGAUAAUAUUUAGAAUAUAUCCACCAUCCAGUUUGAAUGUUUAAAAUAAACAGUAAUGUACUCUUCUGAUGAAAUCGUUUUAAUUCUAUAUAAAUUUUCAGGUGUCAAAUAAAUAAAGCACAUUAUUCAAUAAUAUAAACUAAUAUAAGUGAAUCACUUAUAUUUAUGAUACCAUAAUUAGUACAUUACGAUACAAGUACGGGAAUUAGUACAUUACGAUACAAGUGCGAGAGUAGUACAUUACGAUACAAGUGCGGAAUAGUACAUUUCGAUACUCCGUGCGCAAAGUGCGUCUUUCCCGUACGCUCGGUAGAAAACGUGCGUUGAAAAUCACACUUUUCACACGUUGUAUCAAAAAAUACGGUACGGCA